This is a messenger RNA of Xyrichtys novacula (pearly razorfish), 4079 nucleotides long. The record is from the annotation of a GenBank genome assembly. Lineage: Eukaryota; Metazoa; Chordata; Actinopteri; Labriformes; Labridae.
AUACCAUGAAUGCAUCAGGAGGCAUUUAAAGAUAUGAGGUUGCGUCUGGCCGUAAGGUAGCGGUCCAGCUAACUUCACAGCUAACAAUGCCUGGGAAAUGUAAAUUUCAGGACUCCUGGCUCUCAAAGGGGAUUUACAAGGACUGGCUGAUAAAGGACGCCCAGGGCAUACACUUUGCCAGAUGUAGGGCCUGCUGUAAAUCUAUUAAACUUCAGACCAUGGGCGAGGCUGCUCUCAGCAGCCACGCAGGGGGAGCUGGCCACAAAGCGGCGGUCCGCAAGCUAGUGGAAGGUAGCUCAGCUUUGGAUCACGACUGGAAAACCUGUUUAAGACAGGAAUUAGAAUGUGCAGAAAUGCACAAGUACAUGUGAUACUGACUGGACUAUAGCUGUUAUUAGAUAGCUUAUAUAACUGUAUGUCUGAUUUAGUGUCUGUAGUUGUUGGUGGGCGUGUGCAUAUAACUAUAACAGUCCAAACCUGUGCUCAUCACUCAGUUUUUCCUCAGAUCAUCCACUCUUAAAGACAGCAAUACAAUUUAAGAGCAAAGUAAUAUCAGUCAAUACUGUGCAAAUUUUAAUGAUCGCCAAUGUCACUCAGUGCCUCCAAUGUGCAUAAGCCCACUACCAGAGAUUGAAAACAUAUUUACUUCCCUGCAGAGGUGGGUAGCAGCUGUUUGAAAAAAUCUGCAGUCUGCUUGGUGUCUUGGCAGACAGGAAAUUAUUCACUAAUAAGUCUGUAUCAAAAGGAAAUGCAAAUGUCCCUCACCUCUUUUAGUGAAACAUUAAAAGUGGUGUUUGAAAAGAUUGCAACCCCUUUCUGUUUUAUGUAUUGAAAUCUUCUAAGUUGACAGUUUAAUCUUAUUUCUUUUGUUCAGCCCUUUACAGUAAGGUAUUAUCAUGUAAUCAUCAACCAACAAGACAGAACUGAAAUGAUCAUAUUCAGUAUUUUAUCAUUUUGCUCUCAUCCCUUCAUUUAGUUGGAUACUUGCUGUCUUGCUUUUUAUAUUCAGCAGGUGCAACUUCAGGCAGCCAAACACUUCAAGGUGACUGAAAAGUACUGAAGUGUACCGCCAAGUUUGAAGUUUGGAUUUCUUGCUCCAAACUGUUAUUGGGAAGCAAUAAAUUCAAUGUUGCAAAAGAAUGGUUAACUAUUGGUUAGUUAGUUGUCGGUCGUUUUGCUUUCUCAUGCACAAAGUUUGAGCCGUGUUUGGUUUUGAUUGAGUUGUUCUGAUAGUCCAGUCAGAAAUGAAAAUUCCUGCUCUGUACUGUCAACACUAGAUUAGACUAAAUGGAGCAGUUUUCGUUGGUAUGUUGGAGUGUGUUGAUUGAAUUGGGACUUGUACCUGCUUCUACCAGAGGGAGGCACCCUCUGCUCAUUUCCCUGUAACACAUUAACCUCCUGCGUCUCCCCUGUGUGUCUCCUGUCUUUUUUUCCUUAUAAGCAGGCAAUAUGAUGGCAAUUAAUGCUGCUGGUCAGACCAACGGCACAGUGAAUCGGGUAAAUAUUCAAAUACAAUCAUGCUGGUUUAAACUUAUUUAAGGAAUAAACUCAUCAGCAUUCAAACAACAUAAAGCUGAACCUGCAAAUGCCCAUGUUGCACACACAGUGGUAAAGUAAUCCAUGACAUGACAUUUUUCUCUCUGUCUCAGACUGAGGACAGCAAGGAGCAGGUGGGCUUGUGUGUCCAGCGUGACUCUGUGGACAGAGUAACAGGCAGCGACUGGCCAGAUCUGCACCACAGCCCCACUCCAAACUCCACCUCCCACAAUGCAGAGCUACCUGAUGUGGCAUUUCAUGCUGCUUAUUUCACAGCACCAGGUACUGUAAGACGAUGCUCUGCAGGCUGACUCAGUACAAGUUACCUAUCAUCAAAUUUUCUGUCUGUAAAUAUUAGUAUAAGUUAAUAAGAAGACUUUUAGGCUGUGAACAUGUAUGAGUUUAUAGCUAAUGAAUUAGGUUGUAGCCAAGUAAACAGCGCUGAAUGAUUUUCCUGUAGGGCAAUUAGAAAAGUGUUUACAAAGAAUAAGGUGUGUUAUUAUACACAGACUAAAUACAGACUAACAGGAAAUAUAUGUUUAAGUCAACAAUAUUCAGUCCUCGGGUUUAUGAAAGUCAUCUGAUAGUUUUACUGAUAUCUAUAAAGGUGCAGUGUGAAGUACUUAGCAGCAUUUAGCAGAACAGAUAUAGAAGAUAUCAUUAUCAUUGAAGCUUCUUAUCCUCAAAAGCCACCAUCACCUCUGGAAUUUCACUAAAGGGGGAUUGGGCAGAAGAAGUGUUUUAAUCUAGAAUCGUAUGUUUGUAGUAUUGAUUUUGUAUCAAAUGAAUGAUGCAUCAUAAUGCUAAAGGUUAUUGCGAGUAAACUUAAAGCUACUGUGAGCAGUUUUUAACUGGAAGAAAAACAGACAGAAACUAAUAAUAAUGUCUCUUUAUGACAUUCACGAGCAGACAAGACCAGCAGAUAUAAAUCUGAUAAUUUCACUGUUUCGGGUUUAUCACUUCAAAGUACUGUAAGGGGCUUAGGUAUCAGAACAGAUGAUUGACAGCAGGGAGAAAAACCUCCUUUUUUUCUCUUUUUGCACAGCAAAUACUUUCAAUGAGUGAUUCAUUUCUUAUUAUUUAAAGAAUAACACUAUGAAGUUUUUGUCUGAAAAAGCUACUUCCAGACCAGAAAAAUAGACAAGAGAUAUCACUUUGUUCACAGGGGGCGCCAGAAUCGACCCAACGCCAAAUGUUCCUCACAGCAGCUUUAAUAAAAUUAUGAACUAUAAUGAAAUAUAUUUAAGUGAUAUUUAAGUGAGACACUGUCUGGAUUUUAACCAGUUAAACACCCCCCUGAGAUUUUUGAGUGUCACAUUAUUCAGAGCUUCCUUUCACAGUGUUUCUGUCACUGACCUUGCAGGCACGUCCAGGCUCAUCAGCCAGCGUCUCCACCCAUCAGUCAGUGACACGGAGGAAUCACGUUACCAACCAGCGCAGCAGGACUCUGUCGACCUGUCCAGACUGGAGUACCAGCAGAGGUCGGACGCUCUGGAGCAGCAGCAGCAGAUGAAGAUCCUUGAGUGGGAGAACAGGAUGAAGGUGCUGGCGUGGGAACAGGAGCUGGUGAGGGAGAAAAGGAGGGCAGCCCGGCAGAAGGAGAAAGCCUUUAGGAUGAAGAAGGCUUAUUACAAAGCCAAGCUGAGGAGGAUGGGCCAGGAUGUGCCGCUGUCUUCCUCCAGCAGCAGUGAUGAUGAGGAGAAAACAUCUGACCCCACAGGAUGAACCAUGGACAGCUGUAUUUUUAUGAGCACUCUUACUUAUAUCUAUUUUGUCUUUUGAAGUGUGACUAUUUUUAUAUACUGUUUAUAUUUUAAUGCAAAGGAAGGAUUCUCAUUUUAUUGAAAUCAUCUGUCUAUACACAAAGAGGACAAAACAGACUUUUCCUUUAGCACUGGGCUUUUGUAGUUCUUGUAAAGCUGCCUGCAGCAGUGAACAGCAUGACGAUUUGUUUAACUCGAGAGGAAAUAACUGCUUCUGAAAGGCAAAGUUAGAGUGCUUGAGUUAUAUCACCAUUCAAUUUCACCAUAAGAACUGCAGUCCACCAACUCUGCUGUGUGAUUAUCAGAUUUUCUGAUAAAGUCAUCCCCAAAGAUAAACACUACAAAGUAAACGUCAUAUCCCGUUUCAAAAGAGUCAAUCAAAGAGUCAAACUAAGUGGCUCUGCUGAAAGAAAUGCACAUGCUAUGAAUGUAGACACAAUUAUUUAAUACACCUCAUAGGCAGGCCAAUGACCUGUGUAAAACAGCUGAGAUCACAGUGAUCCUGUGUGAUUUAUCUGUAAUUAAUCACAAUGUGGUUUCAGUAUUAGAUGAUAGAUGUAUUGGUAGAGAUAUAUUGUUGUUCACAGUGAUAGUUUCCGGGAAGGACAGAGCUCAUUAUAGAUAUAUUAUUUUGAAGAAUGUACCUCCUAAUGGACAAUCUUUUGAACAUAGUUUUCCAUGCACAGCUUCUUCUUCUGUGGUGCCUGUCAACACAAGUAUGUAUGCUAACAAAAAAAGCAUAUUGUUUUGGCUUUGUAAAUAAAUUACAUUUUGUACUGA